Molecule: messenger RNA, 540 nt
Organism: Sinocyclocheilus rhinocerous
Lineage: Eukaryota; Metazoa; Chordata; Actinopteri; Cypriniformes; Cyprinidae
Product: FH1/FH2 domain-containing protein 3-like
Exons: 3
Source: RefSeq, a predicted model, not a curated record
GUUGGUUUUAACGCUGUCUCCAGGAACAUACAAUAAAACAAACACAAGUCCCUGUUUUAUUUUACCCAUGAUGCCGUUCUUUAGCAGAUCAGAGCACAGCAGCAAACUCACACCUGAGGAGGAGGAGGCGGAGCCGAGGAAGGCCCCAGAGACCCCACCCCCUCCUGACUCCACCCAGCCGUCGCUCCUGGCCAAUCUGUUGGCACAGCGCCGGUCGUCUGUCAGCGUCCCGCCGUCCAAUGAGAUCAGCCCUCCGCUGCGAGGCUCCGCCCACAUGCCGUACCUGCCCCACUCGCCCUUCUUCCUGUUCUCCUACGAUCUGCAGGAGCAGCAGGAUCAGAAGAGCAGCAGGUCGUUCUCUGCUGUAAGUUCUUCAUCCACAGCAGCCAAACAACACAAUGACCGGCCUGCUCUGGGCGGCCUGCUGUCGUCCUCGUACCGGCAGCAUCAGGAAUCUCUGGCGGCGGAGAGAGAGAGACGACGGCUGGAGCGAGAGGAGCGACUGCAGCGCAUCGAGAGAGAGGAGCGCAACCGACACAG